Messenger RNA from Tilletiopsis washingtonensis, 1442 nucleotides. RefSeq lists its product as hypothetical. Lineage: Eukaryota; Fungi; Basidiomycota; Exobasidiomycetes; Entylomatales. The transcript has 2 exons. The coding region runs from base 193 to 1275 and encodes 360 amino acids. The record is from RefSeq and is a predicted model, not a curated record.
GCGCCGAUCUCCCUCCACACGCCCCGCGCGGCGCAUCAACCUCACGCGGCGCAAACUGGAGACGCAGGAGCACGCGGAGUUCGCCCGAGUCUUGCACUGCAGCAGGAGACGUCCGCAAGCUCCUGCGUCCCGUCGUCGAGUGCACCAGCUGCGAGCCGCGCGCGCCGAUGUGGCACAGCCCGCUCUCCCACCAUGGCUCCGCAGCAAAUUGUCACGUGCCUCGUCGACGAUGCAGCCCUGAUGAUAGCGAGGCCAUCGUCGUUCCGCGAGAUCGCCCGCUCACGGGAGCCGUCCCGCUUCUUCGAUGACCUGCGGGAAGGGCCAGUGCAGCAGCCGGACGGCGCAGACACCGAGAGCGGCCUCGACCUCCUCGAGCCCUGGGUCAUCAGUCCCGGUGAGCGCAAGCCUUUCUCCCUCCGUCGCGUUCGAACGUUCUUCGCCCGCGUCGCCGAGAAUUCCGUCUCAGAAGCGAAGGAGAGUACAAUCCGGCGGAGCGAGACGCGCAACAUGACGCAGCAGCCAGGCACGAAUGAAACGGCCUCUAGACCAGAGAAGCAACUCAAGACGACGCACUCGAAGGCGUCAGAUCUGGCGUCCCGCGGCAGCGAUGUGCCUGAGCAAUCAUCGCGUGACUCUGACGCCUCAAAUCAGCGAGCGUCUGCCGCCUCGGCAGUCGUCGCGCCGUGGCGGAGGCGUUGGGCAUCUCUGAAAGUGUGCGAAGCACGCAUGCUUCCCGACGAAGCGCCUUUUGCCGCGACACGAACUCACGGGCCGACGCCCUUGUGGCCUUUGCUCCAUCAACUCGGAGCGCGAGCGCUCGAUGCUUUGCUCGCACCAGAGGCGAGUCGCCACACGCCGACGCCUCCAUCGCCGAUCCGUGCCGCGACGUUCCCGGAGCGUCUGUGGGAAGAAAUGGGACUGGACACGCCGAACUUCAAUCCGAAGCUGCGGCCUCCUCCAAGCGGUCGUAUCAGGCAUCACGAUCUGGAUGAGCACGAGUUCCAGAGGCUCAACGAGGAGGGCCUGUUCCGCAUGGUCACCGCGCUCUGUAUGACGUCCAUCACCCAGAGCCAGGGCGACACAGCGAUGCUGUUCUGGGUCGGCGAGAGAGACUUUACGCGACUCGUGUCUCUCUUUCCCGAGCUCAAGGAACUCGGGGCCGUCGAGCGAGCCCUCGCAGACGGGCGUCGCUGCGUCGACAUCUUCCAACACGUGCCUAGCAUCGCAGCGCAGCGACCAUCAAGUCAGGGCGGACUUCUACUGCAUUUACCGUAGGUCACCGUCCGCAUCAGGCUCUGGUCAACAGCUGACCAGCGGUGUUGCUCUGUCAGGUCCGCCCGUCGACGCAAAAGACCGCACCGCUCGCGUUGCGGCCGUCGUCCAGAUGAAGCCCUUCGUCCAGCUCUGCUUCGCAGCGUAUGCGCUGCUCUGCCACGGACCCG